Symsagittifera roscoffensis is the source of this 1474-nucleotide messenger RNA. RefSeq names its product protein ABHD14A-like. The transcript is spliced from 2 exons. The coding region runs from base 286 to 1182 and encodes 298 amino acids. The record is from RefSeq and is a predicted model, not a curated record. Gene Ontology annotation, cellular component: cytoplasm. Lineage: Eukaryota; Metazoa; Xenacoelomorpha; Acoela; Convolutidae.
GAGCGAUGAACGAAAAAGGUGCUAUACAAAGAAACAUGUCAUUUCAGAUUCACAAUGGACUUCAAUGACUAUGAUGACUCCCAGCUAAAGUUAAGCCUUUGCCAAAUACAGAUACUUUUUGAACUGAUAUUACUCUGCUACUAAUGCUUGUGAAAAGCGGUGUCAAAAUGUUUAUACCGAGAAAAAGUUGCUUCUGAGCUGUUUAAAAAACAUGACUGUGCGUAAAUUUUACAAGAGUGCAUAAAAAAGACAGUGCCCAAAAGUUCAAUUCGAUGAUUGCAAAGUAUGGCAGUACCUAAGGACUCGUACCUUCUUUUAACAAUUGUCUUUGUGGGACUAGGAUUCUACUACCUAUGCUCUCGAUCUGUGCCGGCGCCUCCUAUGGACAUGGGCAUAGUAGACAUGCACCGUCAGCAUGCAGACAUUCUGGGCGAUGUUCCAGGUCCCUCGCUGGACGGGAUGGAGAUGCUUCGGAACCCGAAGAGCGGUCCCAUUGUGGACCAUAAUAUAAAAGGGCCCAUUUAUAAUUUCGACAUUCCAGGGUUGACAGAGGGAUGGAUCACUCUGUCGGAUAAGAAGAGAAUCUACAAAAUAUCAGUUACACCUCUAAAAGAAGUCGAAGGCACACGACCACCAAUAUUACUUCUUCACGCGUCACAGUACAACCCGUACGCAUGGGUCGAGACAGGGCUUCUGUUCAAACUACGUGACAACGGGUUCAAGGCUGUUGCAGUUGACAUUCCAGGAUAUCAUAUUGCCAGAAACUUACCCAAGCUAACGACCGAAAGUGAAUAUUUAACAUUCCUGAGUGACAUAAUCGAGUUUGAACACAUACAAAAUUGCGUCAUAAUUGCUCCGGAAAUGGCAACCGAUUUUGUAAUGCCGUUACUGAAAAGUAGAGAGGAUUUAAUCCAGUCGGUUGUCAUAGUUUCACCUUUACACGAGUUUAAUUUCUCGGCGAUAAUGAAUACAAGAGUCAAAACGCUGCUUAUGACGGGAGAGUUCGAAAGUUUUGAAUUGAAAAGAUACACAAGUCCUAAUAUUGAGCACAUAAUCAUUCCACUAAGUGCCAACUUUUUCUUCGUGGAAAAUAGUGUGGAAUUCAACAAGCUGAUUAUGCAAUUUUUGAACGGACUUGUGAUUCAUGGACACGGCAUCGCUGGCAAAGAAAAUGAUUUAUGACAAAGACUCAAGUGACCCUUGUUUUCAUGGCAAGGAUUUUUCACAUGAGUCCGCAAUUUACAGAACAAGUUUCGUGCAAUAGUUAUGUAAAACUGAAUUCAAGAAAAAAAAACGAUGAUAGAAAUCUAACGAAAUAUAUUUAUGAUAGUGUCUUUACGAGCUAAGUCGGUAAUCUAAUCCUCACAAUGUUGUUUAUACAUUUUCUUUCUAAAGUUGAACUGAAUGAUUCUAAAAAUUACUAUUUAAAAUAUUUGGUUGUUUGAUGCGAUUUUUUUGACGCUCGGGUUUAUUA